AUGACCGAACAACGCACCAUUCCCCCAUCCUCCCCUCCCCCAGAAAGCCCUUCCAAUUCCCACUAUACCAAACCAGGCUCAACCUCCUCCUCUUCCUCCUCAAACCAUCUCCAAAAACGCGUCUCCACAGCCUGUCUAGCAUGCAAAAAAUCAAAACGCAAAUGCUCCGGCUCUGCACCCUGUGCAAACUGCACUGCAUUCCAUCGAACCUGCAUAUUCGACGAAUCUCUCGACCAGCGCCGCCGCGUCGCCGCAAAACGAACAGCAGAUGAACUCUCCUACCAUCGCGAUCUCCUAAAUGAUCUCUUCGAACUCAUCAGAUCAGCCGACGAGCCGAAAUCUCUCACCUUACUUGAUCUCAUCCGAAGGAAUGCACCGCUCAGUGAAUUGCGUUCGUAUAUCGAUGGCACUUUAUCGGCUCUCGGCUCGAGGAACGGUGAUCCCGAAACGUUGGCGAAACUCGAAGAUGUGAGGAGUGUUAUUAAUGUUGAGGAUCCGGUGCCUGCGUUUCGUAGUAAAGUUAUGGAUAUUCAUUAUCUUUGCGAUGAGGCUACUAUCAAGGUUCCUGCGUGGCCUUGGACGAGUGUUAGUGGGGAUGACGAGCUUGUAAGUCAUCUUGUUAGUCUUUAUUUUACGUGGGAUCAUCCUGUCAAUGCGUUUAUUGAUGAGGCGAUUUUCUUGAGACAUAUGGUUGCUAGGGAUGUGGGGAGUUUGUUUUGUACUCCGUUUCUGGUUAAUGCGCUGUUGAGUAAUGCUUGUGUGAGUCUCUCCUCUCUUCGCUUGGCUUCGGUGGUUCAGGCAUAUGUCGUUCCGGGUGAUAUCUCAUCGAAGGGGUGUGCAUUCCUUGCUGAAGCAGAACGUUUGAAGAGGGAGCUGCCGGAGCAGCCGACUAUAGCUUCGUUGCAGGGCACGUUGCUCAUGUAUGGAAGAUACGCAAUGUCCCGCAAUGACGAUCUCGGGUAUAUCACACUCCACGAGGCCAUUCGCAUGGGCGAGGCUUUAGGCUUGGUUGGUGAUAGGGGCCCGCGCAUUGACCCAAAGCAGUUGUCAAGAGACAUGGACUCUUCGUGCAGAAGGAUGGCUUGGGGCUUGUUUAAUAUCGAUACCACGGUCCACACUGGUUUUCUGCGGCCCUGUCAUAUUUCGCAAGUCAACCUGCCUCGCCUGGAACGCAAUCGGGCGGAAGAUCAAAGUGUUUGGAGACCUUAUCCCACACAUCGUGAAACACGUCCCUCGUUUCUAAGUCUUUACUUCGAGGAGGCGUGCAACUUGUCCAUAAUUGCGCGUGACAUCUCACGCAGUAUGUUUGCAGAUGAACAGCGCAAUUUGAAUGAAGGCGAGCAUCGGCAGAGCCGGCAGAUGCUCUAUGAGCGUUUGAAUCAAUGGAAUGAGCUUUUGCCUGACGCAUUUGAGGAUAGAUGCAAGCCGCCACCGUAUAUUAUUCUUUUGAAAAUGCGUCAUCAUACUCUGACUAUUCACUUGUUCAGCUGCAAUUAUAAUCCAAACUCCGCCAAUGGAGGACCCCGGAAUCCCAAAAGUGCUCCCAGACACACUCCUGACUUCAACUACAAUGCGUGGGAAAUUGCACAGUCUGCAGCUCGCAAUAUUGCAGCACUUACACGCCUCAUCCGGCGCGAAUACGGCGUUAGUCGCGCGCAUCAUUUCGCAAUGUACGCAAUCAAUGUUGCGCUAUUUACGAUGUUAGAGUCAGAAUCCUGCGACCUCCUUGAUACAGACUUUCUUUCGCUUACAAGCGCAUUCUCCGUCGUGGCCAGUCGAUCGGCACUAGGCCGCAACCUGUUCCAUAUCUUCCGACAAUCCAUUCGAGCUAAGACCCAGGGAGAUGGAAUCCGUGACUCGGACUCUGUUACCGACGAUCUUAAGAAUCUAUUCGACGAGGAGACCUCGAAUGAAGGCCAUAGCCGGUAUGAUGAGUAUGCAAAUGGACUUGAGAAGCUCAAUCAGAAGGAGAAGUAUAAUGGCAUUGGGAAGGGCGCUCAAAGUCUCCAGAACUACGCUGGCCUGGGCCUAUCAGACAUGCUCGAUCGCUAUGAAAGCCUGAGUCUAGGCAAAGAUGAUGUUCUCUCUGAGCGACACCGCCUAUCUGAUUGUUAA
Messenger RNA from Penicillium maclennaniae, 2115 nucleotides. Its product is annotated as Zn(II)2Cys6 transcription factor. The transcript is spliced from 5 exons. Lineage: Eukaryota; Fungi; Ascomycota; Eurotiomycetes; Eurotiales; Aspergillaceae. Gene Ontology annotation, biological process: regulation of DNA-templated transcription; DNA-templated transcription. The coding region runs from base 1 to 2115 and encodes 704 amino acids. The record is from RefSeq and is a predicted model, not a curated record. Gene Ontology annotation, molecular function: zinc ion binding; DNA-binding transcription factor activity, RNA polymerase II-specific; DNA binding.